UUCAUCACUGCAGUAUAUUCCAAUUCUAGUUAAAUAUAUUGGAAAUUAUCUCGGUUCAAUUCUCGAUAAAGAUCAUAAACACAAUGAGCGACAGUCGCCGCAAUAAUGCAACAGAAUUCAGUUACAUCCUCCAAAGACAGGGAAGCGAUGUUUCGGGAAGUGAAACUCAUGCAUUUGAUGACAUCAAUAAUCUCAUGGAGGCAAAGCAACCAACCAUACACCAACAGCGACCAAAUUCCGAUGCAGAAGGACAACAUAAUGAGUCGUCGACGACAUUAGGGGGAGACGCACUGUCCUCACUUCCUCAAGCGUCAUUCAACUAUAUAAAUUCCAUUGUCGGCAGCGGCGUCAUUGGCAUUCCAUAUGCACUUCAUCGCGCUGGCUUUGUACUGGGUUUGAUUCUGCUGAUAUUGAUUGCUUACAUCACGGAUUACUCACUCAUUUUAAUGGUAAGAUGCGGGCAUAUAUGCGGAAGAUUUAGUUACCCAGGUAUUAUGGAAGCGGCUUACGGUAAAUAUGGAUACUACCUUCUAUCGAUAUUACAAUUCAUGUAUCCAUUUCUGGCUAUGAUUUCCUACAAUGUUGUCGUAGGUGAUACUCUGUCUAAAGUGCUAGUACGGUUUUUUCCGUCUUGGGGUACGUCCAUGCGUGUUGUACGGCUGGGAGUUGUAUUCUUCGUUACAAUUGGCGUUGUAGUACCGUUAUGUCUAUACAAAAACGUUUCUCGAUUAGCCCGUGCCAGUUUUAUUAGUUUGGCGUGCGUUGUGUUCAUUUUGUUUGCCGUAAUUGUAAAGUUGUUGUCGGGUGAUUAUACUGUCGCCGAUUCCCCAGAAUCUUGGAGAUUUUCCAACAUUGAUUUAAUUCCAGCAACGGGCAUUAUGGUUUUUGCAUUUAUGUGCCACCAUAAUACGUUUUUGGUUUAUCAGUCCAUGAGAAAUGCUACACUUGAGCGGUGGGAGAAAGUCACGCACAUUUCAAUUGGAUUUGCUUUAGCAGUAGCAGCUCUGUUCGGUAUUGCUGGAUAUUCUACAUUCCGUGCACUAUCACAAGGCGAUUUAUUGGAGAACUACUGUUGGAAUGAUGAUCUGAUGAAUUUUUCGCGGGUGCUUUUCUCCAUUUCAAUUUUAUUGACUUUUCCAAUAGAGUGUUUUGUUUCUCGAGAGAUUGUACGCGCUUUUGUGCACCGCUUUGUAUUAAAAGAACCUAUUAGUGAGCUGACAUUAGACAAAGAUCCCAAUCUUGAGAAAGGCGCUGAUAUUGAUGAAUAUGGAAAAACCAUUACGUUGGCUAUAGUUUUCAGCGCUUUCCUCAUUUCGCCAUUAACUGAUUGUUUAGGAUCGGUACUAGAGUUAAAUGGACUUUUGGCAGCGAUCCCUUUGGCAUACAUUCUCCCUGGUCUAGCUUACAUACAAAUGGAAUCUCACUCUAUCUUCAGCCGCGAAAAAUUACCGGCACUCGGUCUGGUCGUCUUUGGAACCAUUGUAACAAUAAUGGGUGUGGUCGUACUCCUACCUGGACUUAUGGGAGAUUGUCGUGCUGAUGUCGUCAUGGAUUACUGUAAGCAAGAAUUUACAGAGAAUGGAAAAACAAAUUCUUCUACUGGCCACAAAUAAAAUAGUAAAUCAGGCCGUAUUCCAGGCAUCCACUUGUUAAAACAUACAUACAUAUUAGAAAUCGUUUUAAAUUACAAUUAAAACGGACGUAUGCACCUGUUAAAUAUGUGUUUACAGUUGAUUAGUAUGUACAUACAUACACGCGCUACAAUAAUGCAAAUAUGUUGUCGAAGUUGACGUGCAUAAAAUAUUUUUUAGGGAAAAUAUUAAGUUUAAGAAAUCAAAUUUAAAAACAGUUUGUUCAAAAGUCCAAUCGCGAUACUAGCGAUUCAAAAUAUAGCGUAAAGAUAAAUAGAUCUUGCAAAUUCGAUAAUUGUGAUUUCUGUUUAAGAUUUAAAAAAAAAUUAACACUGUAAAGAUGUAUACAUGGCUAACAA
Bactrocera latifrons is the source of this 1990-nucleotide messenger RNA. RefSeq names its product putative sodium-coupled neutral amino acid transporter 11. Gene Ontology annotation, molecular function: amino acid transmembrane transporter activity. Lineage: Eukaryota; Metazoa; Arthropoda; Insecta; Diptera; Tephritidae. The transcript has 10 exons. Gene Ontology annotation, biological process: amino acid transmembrane transport. Bases 84 to 1613 code for a protein of 509 amino acids. The record is from RefSeq and is a predicted model, not a curated record.